UGGAAAUUGAAAUAUUUCAUGACAUUUAAGAGUUAUUUCAAAGUGUCAAAUUGACUUUUCCUUUCUUUUCCGGUAGCCGUAACAAUAAAGUAUACAAAAUGUUUAUGCCGAAAUCGCAUCGUGCUGCUAUAUAUGAAUACCUUUUCAAAGAAGGAGUCAUUGUUGCAAAAAAGGAUUUCCAUGCACCAAAACAUCCAGAUCUAGUAAAUAUUCCAAAUCUACAUGUUAUUAAGACUCUGCAAUCAUUGCAUUCUAGAGGUUUAGUCCAAGAACAAUUCGCUUGGCGUCAUUAUUAUUGGCAUUUAACUAAUGAUGGCAUUCAAUAUUUGAGAACGUAUUUACAUCUUCCACCAGAAAUUGUACCAGCAACACUUAAAAGACCUCAAAGGUCCGAAACUUCUAGACCUAGACCAACAGCUGCCCCAAGAUCAGAUUCAACUAAAACAGGGGAAGAUAGAUCACAAUAUAGACGAGCUCCUGCUGGCGGAGAUAAAAAAGGAGAUGUGGGUGCUGGUACCGGUGACGUUGAAUUCCGCGGGGGUUUCGGUAGAGGUGCCAGACCACAAUAAGUUUUAUAUGUAAAAAAACUUCUAAAAAUAUAUUUAAAGUGAAAUUUAAAACUG
Messenger RNA from Condylostylus longicornis, 623 nucleotides. RefSeq names its product 40S ribosomal protein S10b (gene RpS10b). The coding region runs from base 99 to 569 and encodes 156 amino acids. Gene Ontology annotation, molecular function: structural constituent of ribosome; RNA binding. The record is from RefSeq and is a predicted model, not a curated record. Gene Ontology annotation, cellular component: cytosolic small ribosomal subunit. The transcript is spliced from 2 exons. Lineage: Eukaryota; Metazoa; Arthropoda; Insecta; Diptera; Dolichopodidae.